GCAGCAAAAACACACAAAGACGACCCAUCAUAUCUAAGAGCAAGAUCAUCCUCCAUUGCACCAACGCCACCAUCAAAUGGCAGGCCAGGUAAUGGAAGCUCAAGCGCCGCUGCAGCCUUCCAUGUCAUUAGCUCAGCUGCAGGCCAACUGCAAGAACGACCACCUCUCGACGACGACGAUGGCCACCUCCGGCUCCACCACCACCACCACGGCGGCCGAGAUGGCCGCCUACCUCCAGCACCUGCAGACGGCUGCGGGUGCGGCCGAGGGGAACAACUACAACGGCGGCGGCGCACGAGGGGAGCAGUGCCCGCGGUGCGCGUCCCACGACACCAAGUUCUGCUACUACAACAACUACAACACGUCGCAGCCGCGCCACUUCUGCCGCGCCUGCCGCCGUUACUGGACGCUGGGGGGCUCCCUCCGCAACGUCCCCAUCGGCGGCUCCACCCGCAAGCGCCCGCGCCUGGCGCAUCCUCCGCCGCCGGCGAGGCGCUGCCCUCCGGCACACGUCUUUGGUGGCGCCGCGCUCCCGAUGCCUCCCCCGCCGUCGCAGGGCCUCCUCAGCUCGCUGUUUUCGCUCGGCUCGGCGCCGCUGCUCGAGGGGCGCGGCGCAGGGUUCGACCUAGGCCUCGGGCUGCCAGCCGGGCCCUUCGGCGCCGGCGAGGUGGGCAUGCAAAUGCAAGGCCUCGGGCUCAGGGGUGGUGGCGGCGGCCCUGCUGGGGCGUCGGUGCUGCUCUGGCCCACCGGGCUGCUGGACAACGAGAGCAUAGACGCGUGGAAGGUGCCCGGCGCCGGCGCGAGUGCAGCAACGUGGCCGGAUUUCCCUGCGGCGGCGACAACCGCGGCACAGGCCGCAGGGCUGCUGCACGGUGGGGCCCAGCUCAUGUGA
Phragmites australis (common reed) is the source of this 892-nucleotide messenger RNA. Its product is annotated as dof zinc finger protein DOF1.6-like. Bases 77 to 892 code for a protein of 271 amino acids. Gene Ontology annotation, biological process: regulation of DNA-templated transcription. Lineage: Eukaryota; Viridiplantae; Streptophyta; Magnoliopsida; Poales; Poaceae. Gene Ontology annotation, molecular function: DNA binding; DNA-binding transcription factor activity. The record is from RefSeq and is a predicted model, not a curated record. The transcript has a single exon.